AUGUCCAUAGUGAGCAGUAGAGUAUCAGGAAGCAGGAAGCAGGAAGCAGGAAGCAGGAAGCAGGAAGCAGGAAGCAGGAAGCAGGAAGCAGGAAGCAGGAAGCAGGAAGCAGGAAGCAGGAAGCAGGAAGCAGGAAGCAGGAAGCAGGAAGCAGGAAGCAGGAAGCAGGAAGCAGGAAGCAGGAAGCAGGAAGCAGGAAGCAGGAAGCAGGAAGCAGGAAGCAGGAAGCAGGAAGCAGGAAGCAGGAGCAGGAAGCAGGAAGCAGGGAGCAGGGAGCAGGAAACAGGCAAGCGUAUAGCGAGGGGUAAGGGAGAGAACAUUUGGGAUGAGUUCAAGAGUGGGAAUAGUGGGGUGGUAGCAUGA
Messenger RNA from Suillus subalutaceus, 363 nucleotides. RefSeq lists its product as uncharacterized. The record is from RefSeq and is a predicted model, not a curated record. NCBI's taxonomy places the organism in Eukaryota, Fungi, Basidiomycota, Agaricomycetes, Boletales, Suillaceae. The transcript has 2 exons. The coding region runs from base 1 to 363 and encodes 120 amino acids.